This is a messenger RNA of Eucalyptus grandis, 2439 nucleotides long. RefSeq names its product glycerol kinase. NCBI's taxonomy places the organism in Eukaryota, Viridiplantae, Streptophyta, Magnoliopsida, Myrtales, Myrtaceae. Gene Ontology annotation, cellular component: mitochondrion. Gene Ontology annotation, biological process: glycerol-3-phosphate biosynthetic process; glycerol metabolic process; triglyceride metabolic process. The record is from RefSeq and is a predicted model, not a curated record. The transcript has 5 exons. The coding region runs from base 591 to 2159 and encodes 522 amino acids. Gene Ontology annotation, molecular function: glycerol kinase activity.
CGUGGAGGCCUGUCCCGCCAUUAACAGCACAUCCUCGUAUCUUCCGCCGAAGAGCGGCGACCACCGAUGCCGCCUCCGCCGUUUGCCAGAUCUCUCUCCAUUCGUUUGCACCGCUCGAUGAUCCGAUCCUCGUUGCAUGAUCGAUCGCAUAUUCGAAAGAUUCACCCUUUUCUUUUUUGCCAUUUCUGGUUCGAGAAGAAGAUAAAGAUAAAACAGUCUUUCAACUGCCCCCAAAUGUCGGGAUUGAAAUCGAGAGAAUCCUCGACCCCGAUCCUCGCGGACGAGUGGUUAUCGUCCACGUGACGUUGACUCUCCGUCUGAGGCUCAUCCAUUAGAAUUCCUCGCAAAAAAUUAACCCAGAAAAGGCAGCCGCGGAAACGGAUGACGCAGCGACAGCGUUGAGCAUUGAAUGAUUUGGGCUUGUUGAGAGCCGGUCGUCAUCUACAUAUAUUGAUCGGUGACUCCAUAGCUCCCUCCACGUUCAGCAACCGCUUCUACCCUUUUGUCUCUCUCCUCUCUUUCUCUGUUUCUCUUGCACACGUACUCUGUUCUCUCUCGCCAGCGACCGGUCGAAGGACGAGCGAAAGGCAAUGUCGGACGAGCAGGUUUAUGUGGGUUCGCUUGAUCAGGGGACCACGAGCACCAGGUUCAUCAUCUACGACCGGAAUGCCCGCUCGAUCGGGUCUCACCAGGUCGAGUUCACUCAGUUCUGCCCUCAUGCCGGAUGGGUGGAGCACGAUCCGAUGGAGAUUCUGGAGACUGUGAGGGUCUGUAUGGCCAAGGCUGUAGACAAAGCCACGGCUGAUGGCCACAAUGUGGACGGUGGACUGAAAGCCAUUGGGUUGACUAAUCAGAGAGAGACUGCUCUCGUUUGGCGCAAAUCCACCGGUCACCCUCUGUACAAUGCCAUUGUUUGGAUGGAUGCUCGUACUAGCUCCAUUUGCAGAAAAUUGGAGAAAGAACUGCCUGGGGGUAGGACCCAUUUUGUUGAGACCUGUGGUUUGCCCAUUAGUACAUAUUUCAGCGCAGUCAAGCUUCUGUGGUUGAUGGAAAAUGUGGAUGCUGUUAAGGAGGCUAUUAAGGAAGGGGACGCUUUGUUUGGAACCAUAGACACCUGGUUGAUAUGGAAUCUAACCGGAGGAACCGCGGGUGGUUUACAUGUUACUGAUGCAUCGAACGCAUCUAGAACUAUGCUAAUGAAUCUCAAAUCUCUUGAGUGGGAUAAGCCCACGUUAGAAACACUGGGAAUUCGUCCAGAGAUUCUCCCCAGAAUUGUCAGCAAUUCUGAAAUAAUUGGCAAGAUUGCCAAGGGAUGGCCAUUUACCGGAAUUUCAAUUUCGGGAUGCCUCGGUGAUCAACAUGCUGCGAUGGUGGGACAGGCGUGUAGAAAGGGCGAGGCCAAAAGCACAUAUGGGACUGGAGCUUUCAUUCUUCUUAACACCGGCGAGGAAAUGGUUAAUUCAACACACGGGCUUCUGAGUACUUUGGCCUUUAAGCUCGGACCAAAAGCGCCGACAAACUACGCCCUUGAAGGUUCUAUUGCCAUUGCUGGAGCUGCUGUUCAGUGGCUCAGAGAUAGUCUUGAGAUAAUCAGUUCUGCCAGCGAGAUUGAGAAGUUGGCAUCACAGGUUGACUCCACUGGAGGGGUAUACUUUGUGCCCGCUUUUAACGGACUCUUUGCCCCAUGGUGGCGUGAUGAUGCUCGUGGGGUUUGCAUUGGGAUAACAAGGUUUACAAACAAGGCUCACAUUGCUCGAGCUGUGCUGGAGAGUAUGGCUUUUCAAGUGAAGGACGUGUUGGACUCCAUGCACAAGGAUGCAGGAGAGAAGGGCGAGGUUAAGAAUGAGAAAGGGGAAUUCUUGCUAAGAGUAGAUGGAGGCGCCACUGUCAACAACCUCUUGAUGCAGAUCCAGGCGGAUCUAUUGGGAAACCCAGUUGUGAGACCAGCUGACAUAGAGACAACUGCACUUGGAGCAGCCUAUGCUGCUGGAUUAGCUGUUGGUGUCUGGACAGAGGAUGAUAUUUUUCAUUCUGGAGCAAGGAGCAGUGACCCAACUACUUUUCGUCCUAAAUUAGAUGAGGAACUGAGGAAGAAGAAGGUGGAUUCUUGGUGCAAGGCUGUCUCAAGGACAUUUGAUCUGGCUGAUCUUUCUCUCUGAUGCCCCACUUAAUUAACAUUCUGUUGGUAUUUUUUUAGUCUCCAUUCUCUCAUCGUCACAGCUCAUGCCAUUUUUCACUUUAAUAAGAGAUCGUCCGGGUCGAUUCAUAUGCAGACGAUUGACACCACCUGUUUAUGCUUGUCUCCUUACUCUCUUCUGUGUUUGAGAAAGUGAUGAGAACUACUUAAUGUUUUGCAAGACUUCAGUGAAAUUAUCCUUUCAUUCACGAUUGUACAAGUUUUGACAUGUCGUCUAUUUAGCAAUUUAAAUUGACAAAAUA